Messenger RNA from Triticum turgidum subsp. durum (durum wheat), 1059 nucleotides. NCBI's taxonomy places the organism in Eukaryota, Viridiplantae, Streptophyta, Magnoliopsida, Poales, Poaceae. The record is from the annotation of a GenBank genome assembly.
AUGGCGUCGAGCAGGACAGCAGCGAUGCUGGUCCUCGUGGCCGCGGUGCUGUGCCCUGCAGCCUUGUCCAAGCCGUCGGCGGCGUUCAUCUCUAUGCCCACCGACCACGUCGGUGGCCGUAUUCCUCCCGUCUCCCCCGCCGAUGGACUCGCCUUCGACUUCCAUGCCGACUCCUGCCCGCAGUUGCAGGACGUGGUGCGCUCCGCCAUGGAGACCGCGCUCCACAGCGAGAUCGCCCUCGCCGCCGGCCUCCUUCGCAUCUUCUUCCACGACUGCUUCCCUCAGGGCUGUGACGCGUCGGUCCUUCUGACGGGAGACGGCAGCGAGCUCCAGUUGCCGCCGAAUCUGACGCUCCAACCGCGGGCGCUGCAGCUCAUUGAGUCCAUCCGUGCCCAGGUGCACGCCGCCUGCGGACCCGUCGUCUCCUGCGCCGACAUCACGGCCCUCGCCACCCGCGAUGCCGUUGCCUUCUCCGGGGGUCAGGGCUACGACGUGCCGCUCGGCAGGCUCGACAGCCUCGCGCCGGCGCCGAGCUCGGCCGUCUUCGAUCUCCCCCAGGCCAGCUCCAACGCCUCCACGCUCAUCGACGUCUUCGAUACCCGCAACCUCGACAAUGUCGACCUCGUCGCGCUCUCAGGUGGCCACACCAUCGGGAAGGGCCACUGCAGCUCCUUCUCCAACCGCUUCUCCGAGGACUCCGACUUCGUCCGAAGCCUCGCCUCCAACUGCUCCAGCGACUUCAACCGGCUGCAGGACCUCGACGUCACCACCCCGGACGUGUUCGACAUCAAGUACUUCACCAACCUGCAACAGGGAAAGGGGGUGUUCACCUCCGACCAGAAGCUCACCGCGGACUGGCGCACCGAAUGGGUUGUCAACGGCUUUGCCGGGAACCACUGGUGGUUCUUCGGCCAGUUUGCUGCUUCCAUGACCAAGCUCGGGAAUCUCCAGGGGCCCCAAGGAAACGUCGGCGAGAUCCGUCGCAACAGCUGCUUCGUGCGCAAUGGACAGAGCAUCCUCACCACCACCAGCGACGAGGGGCUCGCCGCCUCUGCUUGA